Oncorhynchus gorbuscha (pink salmon) is the source of this 2758-nucleotide messenger RNA. Its product is annotated as lymphocyte expansion molecule-like. The record is from RefSeq and is a predicted model, not a curated record. NCBI's taxonomy places the organism in Eukaryota, Metazoa, Chordata, Actinopteri, Salmoniformes, Salmonidae. Bases 1172 to 2413 code for a protein of 413 amino acids. The transcript is spliced from 10 exons.
GACACCAAUGUAAUGAAACAGCAGGGAGCAGGUCUCGAACCCUCGACCUUCGGGGAAAAAAGCAUGCUCGUGCGGCAUAGUCGAUUUCCGCGGUUAUAAAAUCCAGGGUCGUUACACUAUUCUAACAGCUGAUAGAGUUGUGAUCAUGAUUGAUAACUUCCAAUUGCAUUAACUAAACAUGGCCAUUAAUAAUUGCAUAAUAACACAAGGCUACAACAACAAUACACUGAAGUUAUAGCCUAUUUAUUAAAUCAAAUUUGCCAGCUCCGGUAGGCUACACAAGUGGCACAAAUUGACUUGCAACGACUCCAAUCAGUGACAUCGUCAACAGAUGUAUUACUCUCCACAUUCAAUGUCAGUUUCAUAGUGUACUUUUCCCCAUGUCAGAAGCAUGCAAAUGAGUUCCAAAUCUUCAAUUUAAAAUUCCCAAUCGCGCAGCACUCGAGACCCAAGAACGGAGCAUACGUAAAACAUUUUAUUGAUGUGGUUUUCCAUAAGAAAAGUCGACAAAUGAAUCCAGUUUAAACCACCUCCGAACGACUUUAUCUAAUGCGCUCUAGAGCGCCUAAAGUAGUUUGUGUCUGUGCACUGACGCCUUAUUUCCUGAUGCGCGUCAGUUCAUAGCGCGUUAAUAUGUUUUAUGGAAAAAGGGUUGGGAAUAUGUGUCUCCAUAAUGACAAUCUACCUACAACUGGUAAAAAGUUGUCAUGCCGUGCGAGCGUGCUGCUCAUGUGACUUCUGCCUGCUGCGGCGCUCAGUCUCAACAUACGUACACCCCUCCGCCCCCUCCCCACCACUAACACACUCAGCAACUCCGCGGCCUUACUACCUGAUAGUUAGCAGCAGCAGGUCACAGUGAAAUAUUUGAAAGAAAAAUCCCAUGGCGGCCGCGGUGCAAUUUAGAAGUAGCCCAAAAACCUGCAGCCCGCGAUCAAUACAGUUUGACCGGCGACAUCGUUUUGAAAGUAGCCAAUCCGGCAGCAAACUGGAGAUCGCAACCCUGCCUGCCAGAGUGCUGCUGUAUAAAAAGAGAAUAAAGAUAGUAUCUCCUAGCAACGCGAAUUCUAUCAACAAUACGUUAUGGGAUAUUCGUAUACGUCACUGUUGCCAUAGCUACGUCUGUCAAAUACACAGGUUUCAUUUCUUGUGUCAGGGGAGGCUAAAAUAAACAAUGGCUGAAAAAAAGUUCAAAGGAGCCCCGUUUGGAACACAGACAUCGAGGUUUGAUGUGUCAGCGGUCCAUCCAGCCAAUAAGAGAGUAGGGACCUACACAGAGAUCUCCUACUGCAAAAAGAUGACCAAUGACCUGGAGAGGCGGCUGGGCCCAGGGUCCUAUGAUGCUGCAGGCCAUGGGGACUUCAGUAAACGGUCGGUGGCAGAGCGGGCCAAAGGGCCGGGGUGGCAGAGGGCCCAGGAGACUGCCAGGUUGGCAGCCAUACCUCACCUCCUCUAUAGGGAGGCCUGGGAAAACAAACGCUUCCUGAAAACUAAAGUGGGUCCAGGAACCUACAGAGUAGCAGACUUUAUAGAGGAGCUGCAGAAGAAACCAGGCAGUGUGAGAGGAGUGUGUGACAGCAGGGAAGAGCGGUUCAGAAAUGCACAGAGCUGGACGCCAGGCCCUGGUUGCUAUGGUAAUGGGGGUAUUCCAUGGGCAGCGCUGGAGGAGAAGAGGUCGGGGUUAAAUGGGGCUCCUAGCAUGCACCUCGGCUCCUCACUGCAACGCUUCCCAGAAGGCAACAGUACAGACUGUGGGCUGAGUCCCUGUACCUAUACUCUAAAGAGCAGCACAGAGGUGUUGUUGGCCAGCGGCAGCAGCAGGAGAGGCGCAUAUGAUCUCUUCACUGGACCACGAGACAAACCCAUCACCGCUGGAUACUUCGCUACCCCGAAGUGUGUAAAUCUAACUCCAGGGGAGUACCCCAGUGGGUGUGGGGGCUUUGGAGAGGAGUUGUGUCGUCGUGAAAAGCGGAACCACGGUGUGUUUGGAAUGUUGGAUCAGUACCCAGUUGUUCCAACAGAGAGAAUCUACCACAGCACCCUGUCCCAAUGCCCUCGACCUGCUACGUUCCCAGGGCCAGGCUGGUAUAAGGUCGUCUCUCCACAGUCCCGCCCAGAGAGUCACACCCAUCCCCCCUUCCUCUCCUCUGCCCCCCGUGCCAGCCGUAGGACAGAAAGAUUGCAGAACGGAAAUUAUAGCAUGGUUGGUCCUGGUCGUUAUGACAUUGCAGAAAAGGGGUGUAGUAAGACUGACAAUGGCUACACCUCCUCCUUCAGUUCCCGGACACAGAGAUAUCUUCACAAACCAGACAGAGACAAACACACACAGGAGAGGUUGCGUGCGAUAAAUGUUCCGGUGGACAGACUGAGUUUCCUGGUGCAGCCUGGAAGGAACACUUUGAUGAAAUCAGCUUAGACACACACACACACACACAUCGAAGCAGCAUGGAACAAAGACUCCGGAUACAUGUUUUUACAACCCAUCAGAUUUCAAGUUUAGUUUUUCAACUAUAUUAAAAUCAAUAUUGAUCAACAUGAGAUGUUUUUAUGUUUGGUAGAAAGUAGUAGAGAUUUGCUGUUGACAAAACAAACUUUAUUAUCAUCAUACACCAACAAAAACAUUUGUGGACAAUAGCAGUGAUCUCCUUUCUCUCUGCCAGGCAGUAGAAAUAACCAGGUUAGGGUUGGGGGUCAGAACAUGUUAGGGGUUUAGAGGUCAGAACAGGCAGGUGUUGGUUGGGGUUAGAGGUCAGAAGUUGUA